AUGGCCAAAAGUUUGCGGUCAAAGUUCAAGCGCAGGGUCAGGGCUGUCGCCAGAGUGAAAAAAGAACCUAAAGCGGCAGCUCUCCUUCAAAAAGCCGUUGACAGACGUCAAGAAUACGAAGCGGAAGAAGCUGGUAAUUUUUGAAGUUCAGAAUAUUCUAAUUUUCUUCAUUUUUAGCGAAAGAGGCCGCUGAGCCGAGCACAGCCGAAAAAGUAGCUGCACCAGAAAAGGUAAUCCCACAUGGUUUCUCAAGAUCAACUAUUAAUAUUUAGAUGGAUGACGGAACGGAAAAAGCCGGCAUCAGCCUUAAAACGCUGAAAAAACCAGAUGGCACUUAUCCUGCAUGGGUUAACUCAAAGUAAGAAAUACAAAUAAAGCUUCAAUUAAUUUUUAAACAUUAAGGAAGAAGCAGAAGCUGAGUAAAAUCAACAAGAACGCCAAGAAGAAUAAGCAAAAGAAAAGGGGCCGGUGA
This is a messenger RNA of Caenorhabditis auriculariae, 472 nucleotides long. Lineage: Eukaryota; Metazoa; Nematoda; Chromadorea; Rhabditida; Rhabditidae. The record is from the annotation of a GenBank genome assembly.